Papaver somniferum (opium poppy) is the source of this 2117-nucleotide messenger RNA. Its product is annotated as eukaryotic translation initiation factor 2A-like. Gene Ontology annotation, cellular component: cytosolic small ribosomal subunit. Gene Ontology annotation, biological process: translational initiation. The transcript has 14 exons. NCBI's taxonomy places the organism in Eukaryota, Viridiplantae, Streptophyta, Magnoliopsida, Ranunculales, Papaveraceae. The record is from RefSeq and is a predicted model, not a curated record. Gene Ontology annotation, molecular function: ribosome binding; translation initiation factor activity; mRNA binding. Bases 308 to 1861 code for a protein of 517 amino acids.
GCAAAGAAAAGGGUUUUAUGUUGUUCUUCAGCAAACCAACACAUAUCCGCUGAAUCUUUCCAGGUACAAAAAUCUUCAGCUUCAAAUCUGUCAAAUUCCAUUCUCUCCACGUUCGAACUGUAGUGGGUCUUCUAUAUCUCACUUGAAAUUAUAUUUUUGGUGCAGUAAUUGUAAUUCAUCCGAGUUACUCCUCCCAGUCAAUUUAGAUCUUCAAUUCAAGCUUCAAGACCCUGUUGCUUUUGAGUCACCCUUUGCUAAAGUGGGUGUGCGGACUGCCCAUCUUCCACAAAUCUCCAGUUAGCCAGAUAUGGCUGCCACAGAUACUUCACCAUCACUGGAGAUUUUAGCUAGAGAACCAGAAGGAUACUCUCUCUGGGAUGGACCUCCAUUUAACAAUGGGGAACCACGUGUUAAGCUUGCAAAAGUUCCAUGCAGCACGUCGAAGUAUAGUGAAGAUGGAUCUAGGCUCAUGGUGAUUAAACCUGACUCUAAGAUUAGCAUCUAUGAUUGUUCCAGCUCCACUGAGAUCAGAUCUUUCGAGAUACCGAAUUUUCUAGCAGCCGCUUUGUCUCCUCGUGGGACAUAUCUUCAAACCUUUCAGAAAGUUUCGACACCACAAGAGAAGAAUGUGGUUUUGUGGAAUAUAGAGACUGGCACUCCAGUUUAUCAGCUGUUUCAGAAAAGCAUGUCGAGGACUACAUGGCCCUCAAUUUGCUUUUGCUCUGAUGAAUCUGUUGCGUGUCGGAUGGCAACAAAUGAAAUACAGUUUUUGGAUACUGGGGAUUUUUCAAGAGGCUUCACUAAGCUUAGGAUCCCUGGUGUAGCUGCAAUAGAGCUUUCUAAGACUCCAGGGUCUCAUGUUGCUGCAUUUGUUGCAGAAGCUAAGGGGAUUCCAGCCAGUGUCCAAAUUUUUGCUUGUGGGAAGGAUGCUCAGGCUCAACCUGUUGCUCGAAAAAGUUUUUUCCGGUGUUCCACAGUGCAAUUAAUUUGGAAUCAUGGUUCUACGGGGCUUCUAAUUAUAGCACAAUCAGAUGUUGAUGCAACCAACCAGAGUUACUAUGGAGAAUCAAAGCUGCACUACUUGACAACUGAUGGAACUCAUGAAGGAUCUGUUCCCCUGCGUAAAGAAGGUCCUGUUCAUGAAGUUCGAUGGUCAAGCACUGGUGCAGAAUUUGCUGCUGUUUAUGGAUAUAUGCCUGCAAAAGCAACGAUCUUUAACAAGAAGUGCAAUCCUCUGCUUGAACUUGGAGAGGGUCCUUACAACACUAUCAGAUGGAACCCGAAAGGAAGAUAUCUAUGUUUGGCAGGGUUUGGUAACUUACCUGGUGACAUGGCAUUUUGGGACUACAAAGAGAAAAAAUUGCUUGGAUCGACAAGGGCAGAGCUAUCCGUAUCAAGCGAAUGGUCCCCAGAUGGCCGUUAUUUCAUGACUGCUACAACAGCUCCAAGAUUACAGGUUGACAAUGGGAUUAAAAUCUUCCACCCCAAUGGAUCAUUGUUGUUUAAAAAGAUGUUUGCCAAGCUUUACCAGGCUGAUUGGAAGCCAGAAGCCCCAGAAAAAUUUGGUGAUGUUCCUGAACUAGCCGAAGCAAUUGGCUCAUUAAAGAUAGAUGAGAAAAAACAAUCAGGACCAGGACAAGGGUCAAAGUCUUCCCAAGGCGCUAAGAAAGCAGCUGUUGUUAAUCCUGUUGCACCAAAGCCUGCGGCUUAUCGACCACCUCACGCCAAGGUUGCAGCUUCUGUGCAGGCCGAGCUUUUUGGGGGAGGAAGUUCGACAGAAGAAAUGAGCAAGAAUGCAUUGAGAAACAAACUGAAAAGGGAGAAACAAAGAGCCAAAAAGGCUGCAGAGGGUGGUGCUUAAUCUUGGAGGCGCUAAAAUGGCCACCUUCUGGUUUUCUAAGGUUCUUCUCCCAUUUAGAAUUUCUGACGACAUUGUACAAGCCUUUUGAGCAGAGAAACAUGCGGGUUUGAACCGCUAUUAGGAUCUUGUCCCCAAUUUUUCAACCCAUACUGUAUUUUUGUGUACCAUUUCCAUUUAGAAAUUUAUCGCGAUGAUUAGAUAAUACUUUGUGGACCUUUUGCCUGUUAAUUAACUAAAGGUCGGUCUGUUGAUUCGA